Metopolophium dirhodum (rose-grain aphid) is the source of this 659-nucleotide messenger RNA. RefSeq names its product cyclin-dependent kinase inhibitor 1C-like. The record is from RefSeq and is a predicted model, not a curated record. NCBI's taxonomy places the organism in Eukaryota, Metazoa, Arthropoda, Insecta, Hemiptera, Aphididae. Bases 146 to 448 code for a protein of 100 amino acids. The transcript is spliced from 2 exons.
UAUUAUUAUAAUUGUUAUUGUCUGACGAGCUCGCGAUCCGUAUAAAUAGCACAGCCAAUGCACCUGUAGGGCAUCAGUCUUCAUCCGUCCAGUCGACCUAUCGUAUUAUACCAUUAUCAUCGACAGCGAUAAACUCAAAAUCAAAAUGAGCAUCAAAAUGUCUCUGUUCGCCAUCGUCGCCUGCUGCCUGGUCGCCACUUCCGUCGCCGCCCCGUCCGGCUUGGCUCCCGCGCCACUAGUGGCCGCCGCACCGGUCGUGGCCGCCCCCGUCCAACCUGUGGUCACCGCAUACAGUUCGCAGUACGUGGCCAGGAACUACAACGGCAUCGCAGUCGCACCCGCCGUCGUCCCGUCCGCGGCCGUCGUCGGAUACCCAGCGCCCGCACCCAUCUACGCACCCGCCGCAUACGCCUACCCGAGUCCGCUGGUCCAAGACUACUUGUUCUAAACUUCCAGCGACGGUCGAAGUCCCUUCGUCACUAUCUUCACUAUCGUUCUUCAUCUCGCACUCGUCUAUACCUGACCUUACGUCAUAUUUUUAUACAUUAUCUAUUGUGACAACAAUGUUUGUGUGAUUAAUAUACUGUCAUGUUUGUUUUUACGACUACUGUACGAUUUUUAAAAUAUAAAUAAACCGAAAAACGUUUACUCUUCACAAA